AGCUAAUGCUGGUAUAGUGUGAAUGGUAGUCUGUGGCAGGUGUAAUCAUAAACACACUGCAUGAUAUGACACAUCCACUGGAUUUGCUGACGCAUUACCUGGCUUAAGGUCCACUCCAUAGAGCUGGCCUAUCGCUGUCAUUGUGUCACCCAUCCAACACAGGAUAACAAGGACUCAGAAUGUUCAACACAAAGAGGUUGAAGAAAAAGUCCCAGUCAGUGGACAUCCCUGAUGAGAGUUAUGCCAGUUCAUUCGUCAAAGACCUGCUGGCGUCGCCCAUGAUACAGAACGUGACCAGAUCAGCCAAAACUGAAGAAAAGGGGAUCAAUACCACCAACAUCCAAAAGGCUCGUAGUCCUCGACGUGGAGAGCUCAAGCGAGGUUAUACCAUAGACACCGGGCAGAAAAAGAGUGCGCUGGAGAGGAAAGAUGUCCGGAGGAUAUCCUUCCAGAGGCCCAAAGGCACCAUGGAGUAUGUGGUGGAGUCUCGGGACACACUCAACAGCAUUGCGUUGAAGUUUGACACGACUCCCAACGAGCUCGUCCAGCUCAACAAACUCUUCUCUCGCGCUGUGGUUCCUGGCAAGGUGCUGUAUGUCCCUGACCCGGAAUACAUCUCCAGUGCAGAAAGCUCUCCCUCCCUCAGUCCCAUCAGCCCCCUCUCCCUCACCUCUUCAGAGGCUGAUCUCGAGAAGGCCACCACAGACUCAGAUGAUGUCCACCGGAGACACAGCACUUGUCACGGGCCCCCUCGACCAGCCAGAGUGGUGUCAUCCACCUCCGAGGAAGAAGAGGCUCUUACGGAAAAGUUCCUGAAAAUGAACUGCAAAUACAUCACAGAUGGCAAGGGUAUAGUUAGUGGUGUGCUUCUGGUAACUCCGAACAACGUCAUGUUUGACCCUCAUAAGUCGGACCAUCUGGUGCAGGAGCGAGGAUGUGAGGAGUACGGGAUCAUGUGCCCGCUGGAGGAGGUGCAGUCCGCAGCCAUGUGCCGGGAGAUCACCGACAUCAGGGUCCGAGAGCUCGUGCCACCAGAUCUAGAGCUUGAGCCUUCAAUACCUGAGGUAAGCCAUCUCAAGAGGGCACCACGUCUCAAUACAGGCGAUGCGGCACACCGAAUCCGCGAGACGGGCAACGACAGUACCAGUACGGCCCCUCGCAGCACUGAAGCUUCUCUAUCUGAAGACGUUUUUACCGAGUCAGAACUUUCUCCAGUCCGUGAUGAUCCCCUUGCAACAUCUUCCGACGAGCUGCAGCAGAUAAAGUCCUCUGGUGCGUCUUCUGAAUCUGUGCAAACCAUCAACCAGGCCGCCACAACCACUGAAGAACCUUCAAUGGCUGACAAAAAGGAUGUAAAAGAAGCUGUACAAAAUACAGGAACGGAGGGAAGAGGAUGGAGGGAUAGUGGCAUUAAGCAGAGUCUGAAUGCCACAGGUUUAUCCAAUGAGGUGCUGUCUGAGAACGUUCUGGAGAAUGUAAUGAGGGACCAACCUGCAGACGAGGCCAAGUCACGCACCACAUCUGAGUCGCUUUGUUCGGACACUGUGGCUGUUGAGGAUUUUGCAAAAGCCCAUGAGUCACAGAAGAGCGUGGAAGCACAGACUAUGCAAUCGACCAGUGAUAUGAAGGAAGGAGAACAAAAGAUGUCCAAUGAUUUCACACCAGCUAUUGAGCUUGAAGCAGAUGAAGGACAGAGUACAGAAGUUGUGCCGUUGCCCAAAGGCAAGGAGAAGUCCAAGUCGCACAAGUUCCUGUGCCUGCGUGUUGGCAGAGCCAUGCGGAAGACCUUUGUUUCCCACGCCAGUGCCUCCAUGCUGCAGUACGCCCAAAGAGACAGGAAGCACGAGUACUGGUUCGCUGUUCCUUCUGAGAGGUCGGACCACCUGUAUGCGUUCUUUGUCCAGUGGACCCCUGAUGUGUACGGUGAAGGGCUGGGCGGAGUGACCCGAGAGCCUGGGUUUGUAGUGGUUAAAAAGAACCAGGAUGCUGAAAGCGGGGAGCACGACAAACCAGUGCCUGAUAUCACGUUCAAGGACUGGGAGGUAGUUUCUGUGACUGAGUAUUACCGGCGGAUAGAUGCUCUAAAGAGUGAGGACCUGCGCUCGCUCUGCAAACGUCUUCAGAUCACAACCAAGGAAGAGGUGAACUCCAAACACGUGGUGAAGAGUGACCCAGAACCCGAAUCUUUCAGGCCCAGUCUGACCGAGCCCAGUGACCUGCUGCAACCCGAUCAAAUCGAGAAGCUGGCCAAGCACCUCCCACCCAGGACGAUCGGCUAUCCCUGGUCCCUGGCGUUCAGCACGUCCAAACACGGCAUGAGCAUCAAGAGCCUGUAUCGCACCAUGCAGAGCCAGGACUCCCCGGUUCUCAUGGUGAUCAAGGACAGUGAUGGACAGCUGUUUGGAGCUCUCGCUUCAGAGCCAUUUAAAGUCAGUGACGGCUUCUAUGGCACCGGAGAGACCUUCGUUUUCAGCUUCAGUCCAGACUUAGAGGUUUUCAAAUGGACUGGUGACAAUAUGUUCUUCAUCAAAGGAGAUAUGGAUUCCUUAGCUUUUGGUGGUGGAGGCGGUGAAUUUGGCCUGUGGUUGGAUGGCGACCUCUAUCAUGGCAGAACUCACUCAUGUAAGACCUUUGGAAAUCCAAUGCUCUCGAAAACGGAGGACUUCUAUGUGCAAGACAUUGAAAUAUGGUCCUUUGAAUAACACCCCCCCCCCCCACCACCACCACCUCACAGACUCGGUACAAAAGUAACGAGGCCACAUCACUAGACCCCCAUAACUGAUUGUACACCCUCCACUUGGCUCCUAAGAAGCCCUGAUAGAGGCACAGCAGAUAAACAGUGUACAUUGCACUUAAUUUCUGGAAAUGGUCUGCAUGGGUGGGUUCUUCUUCGUUGGUGUCCCAACGAAAGUUUCAUGAACACAUUUUUGCCCAUUUGCUGCCUGAGGUCCUCUAGUCUUGAGGAUAAGGACGGGCGAUAAUGGCUGUUCCAGAAUGUUUCCAAAAGAAAUGUAGCUCCAGACUUUCCCAGGAGUCAUAAAACAUUGGGUUUUAAGUCCUACUACCGUCAUCACCUGUAGCAUUGCAUCUAUUUCAAGCACUUUUAAUAUCUAACCUCAAAUCCCCUGUUUUUAAAAUGUCUUGUCUGUGCGUUCACACAGGCUCUAUAUAACCAAACACCACUACUUAAUGUAAUAUUCAGUACCGUGUUGCUGUAAAAAUGUGGUGUAACAUGCAAAUUAACGUGUGGUGCCCUUUCCUGUAAGUCCUUUGAUCUGUCUGGGAGUGCUGUAGUUACGCCAGGAGAAACAUGUUUUA
Molecule: messenger RNA, 3318 nt
Organism: Rhinichthys klamathensis goyatoka
Lineage: Eukaryota; Metazoa; Chordata; Actinopteri; Cypriniformes; Leuciscidae
Gene: oxr1b
Product: oxidation resistance 1b
Exons: 17
Coding region: 180-2702 (840 amino acids)
Biological process (GO): response to oxidative stress
Cellular component (GO): nucleus
Source: RefSeq, a predicted model, not a curated record